Uloborus diversus is the source of this 6668-nucleotide messenger RNA. RefSeq names its product putative sodium-dependent multivitamin transporter. Gene Ontology annotation, cellular component: membrane. Gene Ontology annotation, biological process: transmembrane transport; sodium ion transport. Bases 5 to 1876 code for a protein of 623 amino acids. The record is from RefSeq and is a predicted model, not a curated record. The transcript has 12 exons. Lineage: Eukaryota; Metazoa; Arthropoda; Arachnida; Araneae; Uloboridae. Gene Ontology annotation, molecular function: symporter activity.
AGUCAUGGCUGUCCGCGAAGUGUUCGAAAUUUGGGACUACCUGGUGGUGGGAGCAAUGCUGCUGGUAUCGGGUGCCAUCGGGGUCUACUUCCGGUUCUCAGGAGGCAAGCAGAAGACCACCGACGAGUACCUGAUGGCCGGAAGGAACAUGAGCAUGCUGCCCGUCAUCCUCUCCCUCAUGGCCACUAUCCAGACUGCAGUCGGCACGCUGGGAUUUCCUGGGGAAGUCUACCUGUACGGCGCCGGACUUUACGUUUAUCCUCUCGGAUUCACGGUGGCUCUCGUGUUUUGCACGUUUGUGCACACGCCGGUAUACUUCGGGAUUCAAGUGACGAGUGCCUACGAAUAUCUCGAAAAGCGGUUCGGAAGGUUGACGAGGAUUAUUAUCUCAGGGCUCUUUGUAUUACAAAUGGUUUUGUUUAUGUCAGUUGGAUUGUAUUCUCCUUCUAUAGCACUCAGCGCAGUGAGCGGUCUUUCGCACUUGGUGUCCAUCUUGACCGUGGGUCUGGUGUGCGCUUUCUACUGUACGCUGGGUGGCAUGAAGGCCGUCUUGUGGACAGAUGUCUUUCAGUCUGUCUUGAUGUGGUUCGCCCUUCUUUCAGUCAUCAUAAAAGGCUCCGCUGACCUGGGAGGCGUCCAAGAAGUUUUCAGGAUAGCCGGAGAGGGGGGAAGACUCAACUUCUUCAAUUUCAAUUUUGACCCGACACUGAGGUUCACAGUGAUGAGCACUUUCAUUGGAGGAUUUAUGUAUGGCAUCACCACUUGUGGAGCUAAUCAGACUCAAGUUCAGCGCCUAUUGACUGUCAGCACCCUCAAAAGAUCACAACUGGCCCUUCUCAUCAGCAUCCCCAUGAACCUUCUCAUGUACUACACCAUCUACACCUGUGGCCUCGUCAUCUAUGCCAACUUUGCCAACUGCGAUCCUCUGCUGUCACCACAAACGACGGGAAUCUCUUCGGGAGACCAGUUGAUCCCAUACUACAUGAUUCGAUCCUUUAGCGCCUACCGCGGGAUGGCAGGAUUCUGUGUCUCGGGUGUCUUCUGCGCCGCCCUUACCUCCAUCUCCUCCGCCGUCAACUCACUCGCUGCCGUCACAACGGAAGACUUCGUCAAGCCUAUCUUCCUGCGCCGCGGACAUUUCUCUGAGAAGGCCUCCACCAGAGCUUCCAAAUUCUUUGCUCUCUUCUACAGUGCGUUAUGCAUAGCGAUGACAUAUAUAGUCGGAAACAUCAAAGCGAUCAUCCCAGCCGCUUUCGUGGUCUUCACUGCCAUUGGUGGUCCCACACUGUCCAUCAUUACCUUGGGGAUGCUGACCACCACAUCCAAUCAGAAGGGCGUAAUAAUAGGGCUCCUGAGCGGCAUAGCUCUUAAUGCCUGGAUCGGUACUGGAGCAAUCAUAUCGGAUUUCCCUCAAGUUAAACUUCCACAGAGCAACGAGUCCUGCCCAGUGACGAAUCUUCCGUAUAACACGACGUCGUCUGUGAUGGCCGGCAUGAAUCUGACGACGCCGUUCACAACAGAUGUUACGUCUUUUCCUGAGGACGACAUUUCAUUAAUGAAGAAGGAAAUUUUUCCACUGUACAAAUUGAGCUUUCUUCUUCAUCCUGUGCCUGGAACACUACUUACCUUAAUCAUUGGCUACAUAGUCAGCUUCAUUACAGGAGGUGACAAGCUGGUGGAUGAAAACUUGCUUUGUCCGUUCAUGAGAAAACGAUUGAGUGCCAACACUCUGAAAACGAAUGGAAAAGUGGCUUCCGGUUUUCCAGUACUAGAAGACAACUCUUCAACAGACCACAGAAACGGAUUUACAAAUCACGUUCACCCGGAUAAAAUGAAGAAUGGACUGCAAAAUAUCUUGGAAGAAAGCAAACUUUGAUGAAGGAUAGUAUUUAUUAUAAGAACCAAUUGUUGGUAGUUGUAUAUACUGACUGCGCCGGUUCCUCGGUUGUACAUUAGUAUAUUUGAACAAAACUCGUGUAGUAAGGCACAGGUAAUACUUGUAUUCAUGCGUUUCAGAGCUAAAAAGAGUCUACAAGCAUAAACUGCUUUUCUGACUGUAUAGCUUUUCUCGCGUGUACUGAAGAGACAUCCUGAAACGCCAACAAAGUGCACACACAUUUUCUAAUCUCACUUCAAUCAGACCGAGAUUACAGAUCAGUAUGAAUUUGUGUCUUAUGUAUGUUUAUUUUGUUCAAGUCUACAGAUAUUGGUGAGCUUUUGUUCGUCUUUUGGAAAGAGACUUUUUCAGUUAUAAUGGUUUUUGACUCUAGGCAGAUUUUUUACUUCUACCUACGCAUUCAAGCAUAAAUAUCAUUUCUCGUAUACUCUGGCUCUGAUAAGUUGAUUUCCGACCGACUGAAGCUUAAACGAUUCCACCUAAUAAAAUAGGGGUGAAGAAAGACGCCAUCUCUUCAAACCACGAUUUUGCGUUGUCGAUGAGGAAGGGUUAUUUAUUUGCGUUGUGCCAAUUCAAGAAUUUCUCCUAUUUCAACUCAAAAAUAAGUGAGUGCGUCCAGGUAGGUCCACGCAUCUUUUUACCAGAGCCACACUAUAGUCGCCAUGUUUGGUUUUGUAGCGAAAAUAAACAAAGUAUAACGCAGAGGUUACCUUUUCUCUUAUCCCCAGAGCGGUUGAGAAUUUAAAACUUACAGCACAUAAUUUUAAUAAAAAGUCGCUACAAUAACGCUCCAAGAUUGAUGAGUUCAUAAAACAAGGCGUACACCAAGACAGAGGUGCACACUAGGGUGGGUCGAAAAAAGAAUAUUUUCGAGAAUCAACUUCUAAUAUAAAAAAAGUUGUGUAUUGCCAUCCUAAACAUGGGAAAAAAAAUUAAUAUUUAUGUUUUCAGAUCGCGCAUUGGCAGCAAAGUUUGAAAAAAAAAAUAAAAAAUGGUCAAUUUUCAAAUAUUUUUAUAAAAAUCGAAAUGUUCAAAAAUUUGUUCUAAUCCCAUUUAAAUGCUUCCUUUUAAUAGUCUUUUAAUAUAUUUUUGAAAAUAUUUACAUUCCUUUAUAGUUUUUAGUUCGCGCAUAAGCCGCACAUUUACGUGAAAUCAACCAAAAAUCGACGUUUUUGGUAUUUUGUACAUUGCAGUAUUUCUUUUUUUAGACCCCAAUUAUAUAUUUUUACAGUAAAUGUGCACUAUACAGCUCUUUGCUGGAACUGCAAUUAUUUUGUGUUGCAUUAACAACCCAGAACCCACUCCAAGUAGGUGGUUGCACUUUGUGUUCAACCCUGCAAUUCCCAAGAAGACUGUACUUAUUGACAAGACUUAUACACUUGUAAAGUAACUUUUAUAAUAAUUAUAUGGUUUUAAACAAGUUUCUACGCUUUUAUCAAGAUGUGAAGUUGGACUUAUAGCUCAGAAUUGGCACUGAUGUUUGAAAAAUAAAGGUUUUAAUAUAAAUCCAUCUCUUCCGUUUAAUACCUCAAAUGAAUUUCUGCGGAUUCACUGAACAGUUCCACAAUCCUCUCCACUGCCCGUGCAUGAUAAUGGGAUAGUUUCUAGAAAGGAUAAAAUAUCCUUGUUUUUCACAUCAUCACUGAAGCGGAGGAAAUAAACACGUUGACCUGUCAACUAACUGCUGUAGUUCGAAUCUUCAAAUCUUAAUAUUGAUGGAAAAAACUCUCUUAUAGGUUUUGAAGUGUUUCUUGAUUGGUAGUUUUUUGCGUUGUAUAUGGAUAUCUUACUGUAAUCCAUUUCCUUUGUAUUUCGCAUUUAGUGCAUUGCCAUGACUAAUAACAAUUUCUCAAAAAUAACAAAGUAAGCAUUUCAUUGAAUAACCGGAUCCACGAUGUUUGGAAGAUUAUCACACAUCUGACUUGCAGGUUUUGUAACUUGAAACAGGUGUACAGGUCUAUGUUUCACGGAAGUUUGUUCUUUUCUUUAAACUUUUAAUUAUAUCAAACCAUAGAAGCAUAAUUUUUUAAGAUAUUAUUUACGAGUGCUUUCAUUCCACUAGUAGUUUACAGCCCCAGCACUCCGUUAGCACACGUUAAUUAAAGCUAAUGACUAAAACGUCUCAGUUUCGUGGGAGCGAGAUCAAAGUCGCAUUUUCCUUUCUGUAUUGCAAUAACAAUAUCCACUUUUGUUCGGUUUUUAAGUCAGUUUCUAAAACCUCAAUUCCUUUCGACCGAGCUCUUUCUAAGUUAUUAAUAUUAAAUUUUACAAAAACAGUUGAUGCUUUAUCCAUAAAUCAGUAAAUGUUUCUCUUUUUCACUUCGGCUGUGGAAUGGGUUAUUAAACUGGUUAUAGUGAGUAAGUAGGUAGGGUGUUUUUUGGAAUGAGACAAGAUAUGGAUUAAUGUGAAAACCUUUAUGCUCGCGACCCUCAAUGCCCCAAACUUCACACCUUGAUCGAAACAUAGAAACUUGUUUAAAACCAUAUAUGUAGUUAUUUUGAACACAAAGUGCAACCCUACUUGGGGUGGGUUCUGGGUUGUUAAUGCAACACAAUAUAAUUGCAGUCAUAGCAAAGAGCUGUAUAGUGCACUUUUAAAGUUAAAAAUACAUAACUAGGAUCUAAAAGAAGAAAUAUUGCAAUGUACAAAAUCAGCUAAAAACGUCGAUUUUUGAUUGAUUUCACGUAACUUUGCAGCUUAUGCGCGAACUAAAAACUGUAAAGGAAUGUAAAUAUUUUCAAGGAUAUAUUAAAAGACUAUUAAAAGGAAUCAUUCAAACGGGAUUAGAACAAAAAAUUUGAACAUUUGGAUUUUGAAAAAAAAUAUUUGAAAAUUAACGAUUUUUUUUACUUUUUUUCAAACUUUGCUGCCAAUGCGCGAUCUAAAGACAAAAAUAUUAAUUUUUUUUAUUAUUUUUUCCAUUUUUAGGAUAUCCAUACACAACUUUUUUUUGCUGUUAGAAGUUGCUUAUCAAAAAUUUCCUUUUUUCGGCCCACCCUAGUGCCCACCCCUCUUAAGAGCAAGGGUGCAUCCCCCCUAAAUAUCGCAAAGACACCUUAAAAGCGAGAGCCUCCCCCCCAAACGAGAAAAAUACAGCUCAUAACACUUCUCCUAUAAAUUUUAAUGGCUCAGUCUGCGCCAUGACCGCCUCCCUCCCCCCAGGUGGGCAUCGAUGCACCAUAAGCACCAAGUAUGACCUUAGAAAAUUCAUUCAUAAACAAAAGUAUAAAGUGGUGACCAAAUGGCGCGAAGUGCAAUGUUAAUGCGCGUCAUUGCCAUACCUCGUCUCGAGGCUAAUAAAGUUUUGGUAAUCUUGGUAAAAACCUUCGCAACAGAAAGUUCCCUGUUUUUUGAAUACAAGACUCCCUUUUUAUAACUGGUAUCGAAGUAGAGACAGGUUAACCCUUUGACAUAUAAUGACGUCUGAGAGAUAUCGAAGAAUUUGUAAUGGCAAAUGAAAUGAAUGACAUCUCGGAGAUGUCAGCCUGCAAUGGUUCUUGAAGUGAAUGACAACUCGGAGACAGAAGACAUCACUGUCUACAAUGGAGAAAUGUCAUUUAUUUCAAUUAUGGUGGAAAUAAAUGACAUCUCUCAUACACCCAUGUAUAUCAAGAGGUUAAAACUGUUGCUUGCCUUGCCUUAAAGCUUACUGAGAGACUGAUCAAGAGCUGGCGAUCUUGACAAAAACCUUUAUAACUGAAAAUUCCUCGUUGUUUUUUAAUACAAGACUCCCUUUUCACUAGCUGAGAUCGAAGUAGAGACAGUUAACACCUGGACAUACAAUAACGUCUCGGAGACGUCAAAGACUUCGUACAUGAAAUGAAUGACAUCUCGGAGACGUCAGUCUAUAAUCGCAGGGGUGUCCACCUAGAGAGGGGGAGGGGGAGUCAUGGCUCAAACUGCACCAUUGAAAUUUUUAGAGAAGGAGGUUUUGAAGGAUAUUUUUUUCUUUUUUGGGGGACUCGCUCUCGGGUGUAUCUGUAUUAUUUAGGGAGGAUGCGUCCUUGCUCUUGGGGGAGAUGGACACCCCUUGCAAUAGUACCUGAAGUGAAUGAAAUUUCGGAGACGUCACCGUCUGCAAUGGCCACAUGAAUAAAUGAUAUCUCCCGUACGCCAUUGUAUAUCAAGAGGUUAAAGCUAUUGUUAAGGUGUCGUAACUGCAAGUGAUUUUAUUAGCAUGCUAAGGAUCUAAGCGAGAAAGAAACCUUAGGUCUAAGGAAGAAAUGGGGGGGGGAGCAGUAAAAAUUGGUAUAUAAGGCCUUUUCGCUCUAAUUUUACUGUGUGGAAUACUUGUUUUGAUUUAAAAUACAGUAACUAAGUCUUCAACUGAAUUUUGAGAUUCUUCAAAAUUCUGACGUUUAGCUAGUAGACGUUUGAAAAAUUAUUUUACUUGUAUGUUACAAAAAUACAGAUAAUUUUUAUGUAUUUGAAAUAUUAUUUCUUAACCAUAUAUGCCUGCUACGGAUCUCCCAAUUUUCUUCUUUUUUUUGAGUGCGUGUGUGAAAAAGUGCCAUUAGAAAAGUUCUUCAUGGACUGUCCACCAUGAAUGAUGUCACAACUUUUAUCAACAUAUUUGACCCCCUUUCCUCUUCGUCACAAAAUGUCACAUCUUUAUAAAAAAUAAAAAAUAAAAAAAAUAAAAAAUGAAAAUAAUAAAAAACACUUUUGAAGAUUUUUUUCCCUGCUGAAGGGUUUUCCAUCGUUCUUCUGACGAUGAAAAGCACACUAUUAAGAAUAUUAAAAUAUUCUCUUUCAAAAAAAAAAAAAAAA